AUGUCGAACAGCAAUCUUUGGGGCUCUGUGAGUUCGCUCGCAGGCAACCUGAUGUCUAAAUUCGGAAAUAAUGUCAGCAAGGGCAUGACCACAGCCGUUGCUGCUGUAUCGGAUACAGUGGGCUCGAUCAGCGAGGAGAUCUUUAACGAUGGAGAGGAGCACUAUUUUGAGGAGGAUCGUUCCGUAUGUUGUGUGUUUUGCGGAUUAUGUGAAUAGGAGCAGGAA
Messenger RNA from Blastocystis hominis, 225 nucleotides. RefSeq lists its product as hypothetical. The transcript has a single exon. Lineage: Eukaryota; Bigyra; Opalinata; Blastocystidae. The record is from RefSeq and is a predicted model, not a curated record. The coding region runs from base 1 to 216 and encodes 71 amino acids.